Molecule: messenger RNA, 2398 nt
Organism: Notolabrus celidotus (New Zealand spotty)
Lineage: Eukaryota; Metazoa; Chordata; Actinopteri; Labriformes; Labridae
Product: potassium channel subfamily K member 16-like
Exons: 6
Coding region: 795-1667 (290 amino acids)
Biological process (GO): potassium ion transmembrane transport; stabilization of membrane potential
Cellular component (GO): membrane
Molecular function (GO): potassium ion leak channel activity
Source: RefSeq, a predicted model, not a curated record
AUAAAAUAUUUCCUCUCUUUCAAGCUUUCUGAUCACACAGAAGUUAAAAGUCCCUAGAUUAAUCUUGAUAAAAGAAAACAAUGGUCCUGCGGCAGUGCUUCUCUGUCCAAGCUCUGAUGGGUCGUGUCCACCAGGAAACAAUGAUCCAUCAGAGCAGGACUAACAACCUUCUGCUUUUCUGGCAUCCUCCCUGCUUAUGAGGCUUCACACCUCUCUGAAACGUCACCUCCUGCCUCUCAAUGUGACCAUAAACAGGCCUAACUCCUGAAUUUAGAUGAGGUAUCUCAUGCUCAUCCAUCCUUUAUCUCCCACCAAACUUUUUUUAUUUCAUCACCUGAGUGUCGGGUCAGGAAUCCAACCCCAGCUUGUGUUUUAAUCAAGUUUGUCCCGCUGUGGUGUCAGAGCUGGAAGGACCGACAGCACUCAGAUGUCGCUCUAAUGGAGAGGAGGAGUUUGAUCGGAACCCGGGCAACCUGUAAAUCAAACAAACCAACAUCUAAGGUCGUCCGGCCAAUCAGAGUUAGAGAAGUGAGUCAAGAUGUUUGGAAGAAUAUCCAGUUAGAGCAAAACAUGAGAGAGACAGAUUAACAAAAACAUCAGCCUCUCCUGAUGCUGCUCUGGUGUUGAGCACAGUUUUAAGUUCUUCUUCUUGGAUACAAAGACCAAAGUCUGCACAGAUGGAUUCCUCUUUUGGGGGAACCACUCACAUCAAGACCUUGACUGUCUUUCGUUCAUGAAGCCAUCAACCAUUCAUCUGAGUCAGAGCGUCAGCGCUGAGGAGCCAGACGAGGUUGAUGGCGAGGUUCGAGUUGAUGCAGGUCACAGUGAGCUGGACUGUACUUCUGACUCUGGCUCACUUCACAUACCUGCUGGUGGGGGCCACCAUCUUCCAGGUCCUGGAGCGAGAGGCCGAGAGCAACAACCGAAACCACUUCCAACUGGAGAAGCUGCAUUUCUUGGCUAAUUACACCUGCCUGGAUGGACCAGCGUUGGAGAAGUUUGUUAAGGUGAUUUUGGAAGCCUGGGAGAAAGGAGUGAAUCCUUCGGGGAACUCAACAAACCCAAGUAACUGGGAUUUCUGCAGUUCCUUCUUUUUUGCAGGCACAGUCGUCACGACUAUAGGCUAUGGAAACCUCUCUCCCAGCACGGUUUCAGGUCAGGUGUUCUGUGUGUUUUACGCGCUGUGUGGGAUCCCUCUGAACCUGGCCUUCCUCAAACAGCUGGGGAAAUGUCUCACCAUCCACCUGGGCCGACUGGAGAGGGGAAUGGUCUCCGUUGUUCCUCAUAAGCAAACGGUGGAGGCUCUGGCUGUGAGCUUGUUCUUCAUCACAGGCAGUCUGCUGUUCCUGAUCAUCCCUCCUCUGCUGUUCAGUUACGUGGAAGGCUGGACGUUUGGAGAGGGCUUCUACUUCGCCUUCAUUACCCUCAGCACCAUCGGUUUUGGAGAUUACGUCGUGGGGACAGACCCGGGGAAGCAGUACAUCUCUCUGUACAGGAGCCUCGCAGGUAUCUGGAUCAUCUUCGCCUUGGCUUGGCUCGCUCUCAUCCUCAACAUGGGAGCCCGGAUAAUGGAGCACGCCAUUGGCCUGACUCAUCCGGGCUUUAAGAAACAAGAGGAGGAAGAAGACGUGUCGUCCAGCAAAUUGGAAGACCUGUCAAAGAUCUGAUGGACUCUGACUGAGACUACAUGUCGUGUUAAAGUACAGGACACUCAGAAAUCACAUCUAUGUGUACAUCUGUUUAUAUAUUCACCUCUCUCUAUUCUUGUUUCAAAGCUUUACUGUAUGUUGUUUGACUCUUCUUCAGUCAGGCCCACAUGUCAGAGCAGUAGAUCACCAUUAAAGAGCUGUUCCUGCUCUCUAAAGCUGAUCUACUAUCUCUCACACACACCAGUAGUUAUGAUAAACUAUAGGAAGUGAACAUGUACACAUGUAUGUUCAGCGUGUGUGUGGUCAUGUGCGACCACAUCUGCGUUUGUGUGCUGAUGGUAAACUGCGGUGAGUUGAGCUCGGAGUGCUAUCUUAAACAAACCCAUUAAUCAGAACGGCGGUGUGAGGCGACCUGGAAGCACACAGGGCUGAUUACAGGAGGAGGGCGGGGCCUGCCUGUCAGUGUGGUUAAACGUUCACCGGAUGGCGGCCGGAAGUGUAGAAAAAGCGUGAAGUGUCACUUUCUGUCUCAAAAGGAGUCAGAGGGAGAACUGUUGUCACUAAGAAGGAACUCUUAAUGAGUCUAAUGUGUGGACGAGAAGCCACGUAAACGCUGCUGUCCCUGGUAUUCAAUCGACUCCGUGACUUCAGGCACACAACCAAAAACUCCAUGAUUUGACUUUGUCGUCCUCACUGUAAUGACCGAAUCCCCCUCCUCCCCGGGAUAAAUAAAGUAUUUCUGAUCCUGA